Anarrhichthys ocellatus (wolf-eel) is the source of this 5367-nucleotide messenger RNA. It is a transcript of the gene acsl3b, whose product is annotated as acyl-CoA synthetase long chain family member 3b. Gene Ontology annotation, cellular component: endoplasmic reticulum; plasma membrane; lipid droplet. The transcript is spliced from 15 exons. Bases 641 to 2776 code for a protein of 711 amino acids. The record is from RefSeq and is a predicted model, not a curated record. Gene Ontology annotation, molecular function: long-chain fatty acid-CoA ligase activity. Lineage: Eukaryota; Metazoa; Chordata; Actinopteri; Perciformes; Anarhichadidae. Gene Ontology annotation, biological process: neuron differentiation; long-chain fatty acid metabolic process; long-chain fatty-acyl-CoA metabolic process.
GCGUGAGCGCUCUGCAGAUGUUCAGAGAGGGACUGGUUGUUAUCGGUAUGCUGACCACCGCGACACGUCGCCUUUAAUGUUCCGUACGUUAGCUGCGAGUUCCACCUCUUGGUUCUGAACUGAAUUUGGACAAAGUGGCUGAUUUGUAGCUCACUAGCAGCGGGCCAGCAGCAGCUGCAGUGGUUAGCCGUAGCCCUGAAUGCUGGCUACCCGGUAUGCUAGCUGCUAGCGCGUCUUUGAGCUGUCCGCUAGAUGCUAAUGUUGAUGCUGCUUCGCCGCUAGCCUCGUAUAGCCUCAGAAACGUAUACUGCGGAGUGAAACAAAUUCUGGCUAUUAGCUGGUGUCUUCUUGCCUGGUUUGGGUUUGAUAGCAUCACACACAAUGUCGAAAAUGAUGUACAAGUCAUCACAACAGUACUGUGUUAUGAUUGUCUCGACCGCAAAUCAAAGAUAACGAUACACAAAUCAAAACAGUGUCGGCACCACACACGUCUCCAGCGCUUCUCAAAGGACCGACACGGAUAACAUAUUAUAAAGGUCUGUUUGACUUGCUGCGCAAAAGAACCACCUUCAGCCAGUCGCAGCGCAUCAUUGCGUGUCCGGUUUGAUUCAUCUCCACCACUGACUUCAUCCUCCCGAAGAUGAAGCUGAAGGAGGAUAUGAACCCCCUGCUGCUGCAGGUCUUCCGCUCCGUCGUCUGGGUGUACUCGGUCAUCACCUUCAUACCCUGGUACUUCUUCUCCGGAGCCGGCAACAACUUGGAACGGGCUCGCCGGAUCAAGGCGUGCUCGGUCAGCGGACACCCGGCGGGGCCUUACAGGGCCGUCAACAGCCAGGAGAAGCUGGCGGCAUGGCUGCACCCCAGUGUGGACACGCUGGACAAGAUGUUUGAGUACGCUGCGAGUCGGUUUCCGAAGAGAGACUGUCUGGGCACGAGGGAGGUGCUCAGUGAGGAGGAUGAGCUCCAGCCCAACGGCAAGGUCUUCAAGAAGGUAAUACUAGGAAACUAUAACUGGCUGUCGUACGAGGAAACCUACGAGGCGGCAAAGAAUUUCGGCAGUGGCCUGGCAGCGCUCGGCCAGAUGCCUCAGUGUAACAUCGCCAUCUUCUGUGAGACCAGAGCAGAGUGGAUGGUAGCAGCACUAGCCUGCUUCAUGUACAAUUUCCCACUGGUGACCCUGUAUUCCACUCUCGGACCCACGGCCAUCGCGCACGGCCUGAACGAGACGGAGAUCACGCACAUCAUCACGAGCAAAGACCUGCUCCAGAGCCGUCUCAAGGCCAUAGUGUGUGAUAUGCCGAGACUGCAGUACAUCAUUGUAGUCGACAGUAAACCCACAAGCUGGCCGAACAUUCCCAGAGGCAUCAUGGUCUACAGCAUGGAUGCUGUGAAGGAGAUGGGAUCCAAGCCUGACAACAUAGCUGUAGACCGCAGACAGUCGGAGUCCUCUGACAUCGCGGUCAUCAUGUACACCAGCGGCUCCACGGGCAUCCCCAAGGGUGUCAUGAUCUCCCAUGGCAACAUCAUUGCUGGCAUCACUGGCAUGGCUGAGCGACUCCCUAACCUCAAUGAGACGGACACGUAUAUUGGCUACCUGCCGUUAGCGCACGUUUUGGAGCUCAGCGCUGAACUCGUGUGCAUCUCGCACGGCUGUUGCAUCGGCUACUCCUCCCCUCAGACUCUAGCUGACCAGUCUACCAAGAUAAAGAAGGGCAGUAAAGGGGACACCAGUGUGCUGAAACCUACUCUCAUGGCUGCUGUACCAGAGAUCAUGGAUCGAAUCUACAAGAAUGUGAUGACCAAAGUCGAGGAGAUGAGCAAACUCCAGAAGACGCUCUUUGUGCUGGCGUACAACUACAAGAUGGAGCAGAUCUCCAAGGGCUACAGCACGCCUCUCUGUGACAGUCUGGUGUUUAAACGGGUGCGUGCGCUCCUGGGAGGGAACACGCGGGUUCUGCUUUCUGGCGGAGCUCCGCUCUCCGCUGCCACACAGCACUUCAUGAACAUCUGCCUGUGCUGCCCUGUGGGGCAGGGCUACGGCCUGACGGAGACCUGUGGAGCCGGCACCAUCAGCGAGAUUUGGGACUACAGCACAGGGCGGGUUGGUGCUCCACUGGUUUGCUCAGAGAUCACGCUGAAGGACUGGGAGGAGGGUGGUUACUACAGCACAGACAAGCCCAACCCCCGGGGGGAAAUUUUGAUCGGCGGUCCGAAUGUAACGAUGGGCUACUACAAAAACGAAACCAAGAACCGGGAGGAUUUUUUUGUCGACGAGCGCGGCCAGAGAUGGUUCUGCACGGGAGACAUCGGAGAGUUCUACCCUGACGGAUGCCUUAAGAUCAUCGACCGUAAGAAGGACCUGGUGAAAUUGCAGGCAGGCGAGUACGUCUCUCUAGGAAAAGUGGAGGCUGUUUUGAAGAACUGCUCACUCAUAGACAACAUCUGUGCCUAUGCCAACAGUGACCAGUCGUACGUGAUAAGCUUCGUGGUGCCCAACCACAAGCAGCUAAUGGUGCUGGCGGAGCAGCUGCAGGUGAGGGGCACAUGGGAGGAGAUGUGCAACAACUCCCAGAUGGAGAAAGAGGUCCUACGCAUCAUUACCGAGGCCGCUCUCUCAGCACAAAUGGAGCGAUUUGAGAUCCCCAAGAAGAUCCGUCUGAGUGCUGAGCCCUGGACGCCGGAGACCGGGUUGGUCACCGACGCAUUCAAACUGAAACGCAAGGAGCUGAAAACACACUACCAAGACGACAUUGAGAGGAUGUACGGUGGAAAAUAACACACACAAACGCACUCCAAACAACGUGUGUGUGUGUAUAUAUGUGUGGGUGUAUAUAUAUAUACAUAUACACUUACUUGCACACAUACACAAGGAGCUCAGAAGCCACUAUACUUGGAAUAUUUGUAGAGGAGUUAUACUUUAGAUACAAGGUAACAAUCACCCAUCAUUACAGUAAAGAGCGUCUCAUGCAAAGCCUCCUCAGCUUCCAUACGACCAGCUUCGAUCAAAAUCCAGCUUCAUGCUCUCUGUCGAGACCAGAAGGCAGAAGGUCCCUCACAGACGACUGAACCAGCCGGACAUGGACACACUCUCUGUCUCCGGUCCCCUUUGAUGGAUUUAGACCUUUUGAGUUGUUACGACAACCGUGAAUGGCGCACAAAGUCGGACGUCCGCGUGACUCGAAGCGAAACAAAUGUCAGGCUCGACGUAUAUCUGGAUCAAUGUCAGCGCGCCCUCUUUGUUGCUUCUCUUCUUCCCACCCCCCCAUCGCCGCCCCCCCCCCCUCUGCUGUUUGGAGCCUUCCAGCAGCUCUGCAUGGUCGUGGACUUGUGGUGCAGAUACCUGGCAGCAUGAGCCUGACGGAGGGAUCCCUCCUGUGCUUUAAGUAAACGGUCAGGUUGGAAUCAAUGCAGGGAUCUCUAUUAUAUAUAUUUUUUAAUGUUGUCACUAUGUUUUCUUCAUGUUUGGUUUGUCAGCUUUGAAACCCAUUGACGAGUAUUUUUGUGUGUUGAGGAACCGUUGUUGCAAAGCCACGAGAGAUUGAGCAUGAAGAUGUUUUUUAAUGUUAUUUUAUGUUUGUAACAUUCUGAGGGUUUUUACUUUUUUCAUCGUCCUGGUUUUUUUUUUAUUGCCAAUUUGUUUAUGCUAAUGUACUUUUAUGAGCUUUGUUUACAAGCUUCCUUUUGUUGUUAUCUUUUCCUCCCUUUUUUUCUGUCCGUGUCCCACAGUUUGCACGUUUUAUUGUGUGUUUACUGACUGGACUCGUAGAAGCGAGUCUCCUCUGCUCUCGGCCUUUGCUGCAGUCGUAAAAGGCAUCCAUUGGGACUGUUUCCAUCCCUGCUCUUCUUUAUUUCUCCCACCUUCGCAGCCCCUGGAUGCAUCCUAACCGGUGUCUUAUUGGUUAUUUUGUUGGUUCAUUGACAUACCGUAGCCCUGCCACGUAUUCCUCCAGUCAUGACCAAUGCACUGUAUGGAUGUCUCCAAGGAAACUUUGCUCAGCUUAGAAAAACAGUUACAUCAGUUCACCCAGUUACAUUUUGGCACAACUGUACAAGUUAUCUUUUCUUGUUGCCAUAGGGCUAGUUACUUUUGUCUUUUUUUUACUUAUGAAUAUGAACUACAAAAUUAAUGUGCAAUAUUUAUAAACAAAUUUUAAACUCAACUAUAUAGGAAGGGGAAAAAAAAAACCCUGCUUACAGCCGCCCCUCCAUAGUGUAUGAAUGUUUAGGCCUUUUGCUCGUAUGGGACGACCUGUAGGAAAACAAGCAUAGGAAUAAAGAAGGUGGUAGAGAGACACUGUGCUUAACAAUGUAAAGUCCUCGAAUGAUGUAAUGCUUUUUAAUAAGACUGUAAAGUGGGAGAAAAAAAAACAUACUUGGCAUUGUACAAAUUGCAUGCUGAAAAGUGUGCAAAAGCACCAAAACACUUGAAUAUGUAUUAGAGAGAGAAAUGAGUGGAUCGCACUCCAGUCGAACUGAAGAAAUUCCUUCAUAAAUACACUUCCUGUUGAAUUGUAAGUACAUAGCAUAAAAGUCACCGGACCUCAUAGAGAGCAGAUUACAUUUCUGUAUCUUUAAUUUGGUUUUGCUGUAUGAUGCUGUAUGUGCAAUGUAUAUAAAAGGGUCAACUGCCAUUCGUUUGAUCUCCUGUGUGACGCAUACAUUAGUUACUGUAUGUUUUACUUGCUGAACUGUUAGGUUAAUGGGCAGAAGAUUAUAAAGUGUUUUGUAAGGGGCGACGUCUCUCCCACAGCUCUUAGAAUGCAAGUCUUGCGUUGCUUGUUCUGAAGGCAUUUAGCGUUAAUAAUGAUACAGUCAGGUACUCUUAACUACGUCUCCUAUCAGAUGUCUACUAGCUCAAUGUACAAGGGUUCAUUUAGCAUUUAAGGAAAAAAAAUGGACGGUACUAUCAUAAUGCCUUUCUUUCUCCUGACAUUUCAGUGGAAAGUCGGCAGCUGUACUGUGCUGUUUGCUGCUUCUCCUCUGCCUGGCUUGAGGUGGCUAGUUGCCUUCUAACACACGUGAGCCGUCUUCAGGGGUCUUAAGAAUGUGAAGCACUCCCCAUGUUUGGUUGAUGGCACACAAGGCCGCGUCCUAUAGCGGCAAGGCCAAGAGAGUGGGCGGUGCAAAGACCACUCCUGUUGUAAAUAGGUUGAGAGGGGAGGGGAUCGAUGGUUCAAAUUCAUUCAUACUACCAAUAAUUAGGUGCGAAGUCUCCUGUCGAGAUAUUUAAUAAUCUCUGUUACCGACCAUGUUUUUUGUAGUUAAGUGGCCCUGCAAGCAGGACUAUUGCAAGUGUCUCCUUCCUUAUUUAUUUGUGAUUUGGCCUCGACGAUAAUGUAAUGAAAUAAAAAUGAGUUUGUGUUGUAA